This is a messenger RNA of Darwinula stevensoni, 1193 nucleotides long. The record is from the annotation of a GenBank genome assembly. NCBI's taxonomy places the organism in Eukaryota, Metazoa, Arthropoda, Ostracoda, Podocopida, Darwinulidae.
AUGCACGUGGAACUGGGCCAAAGUCAAGGCUCAGCCCAAGGAUUGCUUUUGUCCCUGAUGGAUCUCACUCGUAUAUGCUUAAAUGUGAUUGUAUGGCUGAGUGUGUUUCUCGCCAUAUUGGACAUGGGCUGCAAUGCGUUAAUUUUCAAGCUUGAGCCCAAUGCCCGCAAGUGCCUGAGUGAGGAGGUUCACAAGGAUGUCCUUGUGGCAGGAGAAUAUACAAUAUCAGAAGGAGCUGGUCAGCAGACUGAUCUUCAGGUUACAGAUUCUAAAGGGAAUAUCUUGGUGAAUCGAGACAACACUCAUGGAGGAAAGUUUGCCUUCACAACUGAUGACUAUGAUGUUUUUGAAGUUUGCUUCAUCAAUAAAGUUCCCCAUGCAUCAGGUAUAAUAUUAGUGUUUUUUGUUUUGCAUGUCAGUUUCUGUGAAUUGACAACUACUAUUACUAAGAUUGGGAUAUCUCUCCAUUUUAUUCCAGGCACUCAUUUGACAGCCCAAGAAGUUCACUUGACCAUCAAGCUUGGGGUUGAAGCUAAAAGCUAUGAAAAUUUGGGGGAAGCAUCAAAGCUGAAACCUCUUGAAGUAGAACUGAAGAGGCUUGAAGAUCUGAGUGAAUCCAUUGUUCAAGACUUUGCUUAUAUGAGACAACGUGAAGAGGAAAUGAGGGAUACCAAUGAAUCAACAAACUCCAGAGUGUUGUACCUGAGCAUUUUCAGUAUGUGCUGUCUGCUUGGACUGGCCACCUGGCAGGUGUUGUAUCUUCGCAAAUAUUUCAAGUCUAAGAAACUCAUUGAUUGAACAAUUAGAUUGCUCAUAACAUUCACUUUGUUGGACAUAUGGGUGUGAUGAUGCAAAUAUGAGUGGAAGUUCUUGAUGUCUUUGAAAUGUGCACUAGAGUGGACUGUUUUUCUGCCCAUGCAGUCUGUAUGCCCAGAUGACACCUUCAGGAAAUCAAUCAGCUACAGCUCUGACUUUUAACUUGAUUGAAUUAUGAAAUUUCCUUUGGGAAUAAAGACUGAGUACGUUGGAUGAGUUACAUUGGAACGAAGUCUCAUCAAUAAAAAUAUACCACUGACACCAACCCAGUUUUGCUCCCUCCACAAGCCCAUGCUUGUGAAUGAGUCUGGCUCCAGAAGCUGCUAACAGGGAAUCUGUUCAGAUUGGGUCUAUGGGAAUGCCAUUUUCAUAUGAAU